CCAGUUUCACAAUUCAAUCAAAAAUCAAUUUCUGUAUAACUAACAACCACACAAAAGGUAUUGCUAUUUCUAUUUCCUUUUAUCUUAUAGUUUAAAUCCCCAUGGUUAAAUUUUAAUAGAGACCUACUCUCACAAUAAUCAUGAAUUUUGACUAAAUCCUAUAUAAUACGAUAUUUUCCUCUUUAAUAUUCUCUUUACCCUUCCUGGCAUUUCCUGACCCCUCCCCUGACAACUAGGAUGUGUAGUAAGCAUAUCAGCAGAAACUGGACAGGAAGGAUAGGAAGGAUGGACAGCACACAGAUAGAAGAAGAGAAAAUUUUUUCACCCACCACGAACAAACUGAAUUGCAUGCAUUAUGUUUUUAUAUUCUUUAGACUAACAACAAUAAUUAAUAAGCUGAGAAAUCUCCAAAACUUAACUUAUGCUGAGGUUUUUGAUCCUUAAGAAUAAACAUAUUUAUGAAAAUAUAGGUACACAUUAAAACAACUACAUUAUGGGUAUUCUGUGGGGUACAUUAUUUGUACAUUAGCACAGAUUUGGACGUAAUGUUGCAGUGCAUUGUGGGACUUAAUAAGGACGUGGUAUGAUUGUACAAUAUCGUGUAGUCUACUUACAUAAAACGACUAAAAGGUGUCCUUGAGCUCGUUGAUAGCCUAUCAUUUAGACUGCUUGUACUCGUUAUUUAUAGAAUUUCUCAUGGUUUAAAAUUGAUCAUAGAAAGCUUUUUUUUUUUUUUCCAGGAACAAAUUUCUGUCGAUUAAUUUGUUAUAGAUCUGAUGCAUUCAAUCCAAAUCUGGCAACCAAACAACUAGCCCUAUUGCAGCCCUAUAAGUACGACACCUGUGGGGGGAGGCGUCGAGUCUUCAAAUCAGUGCAUCUGGAGGUGUGGGUUAGUUGGGCAAGGUGUCCUGAUCUGUGGAAGGUGGCCGUUUUCUGGGUCGCAAACCAGUAAUUAUUCCAUCUGGGUUUGUGUAGCAGCCAUCCAUUAUCAUCAGUGUUAUAUGGAAGUCGGAAACGCCUAAAACUCAACAGGUGCCCCUACCAUGUCAACAGAAGUACAGCCUGUGCCUGUGGCCCCUGUAGGACCCACUGCUGAGCCUACACUGCCAGCUGUGGUCAAUGAAACCAGCACAGUGGUAACUGAGAACCCUACGGCCACAACCGCAGCUUCAACACCAACCGCAAGCAAAUUUUUCUCAAGAGAGAAGAAGAGAGCUCCAGAGAAGACUGAUGAGUACCUGCUGGCCAGGUUUCAAGGUGAUGGUGUUAGAUACAAGGCCAAACUGAUUGGCAUUGAUGAUGUGCCUGAAGCCAGAGGGGACAAAAUGAGUCAGGACUCCAUGAUGAAACUGAAGGGCAUGGCUGUAGCUGCUCGUUCCCAAGGCAAACACAAGCAAAGAAUUUGGGUGAACAUCUCUCUAGAGGGAAUUAAGAUAACUGAUGAAAAGACUGGGGUGAUUGAACAUGAGCAUACAGUCAAUAAGAUCUCCUUCAUUGCUCGUGACGUCACAGAUAAUCGGGCGUUUGGAUAUGUGUGUGGGGCAGAGGGCCAACAUCAGUUCUUUGCUAUCAAGACAACUCAGCAGGCACAACCACUGGUCAUGGAUCUGAAGGAUCUAUUCCAGGUGAUCUUCAACACAAGGAAGAAAGAAACUGAAGCUACACAGAAGGAUGGUACCAGUACCAUUGUUGAGAAUGGAAGUGAUGCAUUGCUCAGUCUGGAUGGUCAGGUAGAGGCAGUAGAAAAUGUGGAACAGACGGACCUUUUUGGAGAUAUGUCCACACCCCCAGAUAUCAACUCUCCCACGGACAGUGUUUUGUUGCUGGAACUUGCUUCUGUGAUCGAUGCCAAUCAGAACCACCUUAAAAGCAAUCCUUUCAUUUCCUAUCCGACAGUUCCUUGCAACACACCCAGUGAUGCCCCUUUCUUUUCCUCACUAGAUAUAGUUUUCAGUCCUAGUCCAGUCCCUUUCAAUAAUGAUCCCUUUGCUCCACUUGGUGGCCAGUUUGGCACUUCUACUGCUUCACCCCUGUUGUCCAAUUGUGCAACAGUCCUUUCAAGAGGCAGUCAGGAAGAACAAGUUGGACAAAACAGCUUAAGUUGUGACCCUGCAUCCAGCAGUCAUGUUUUUAAUGGACUAACUGAUGGUCAGUAUCCAAAGAAGGGCAUCAAUCAACCACUUGAGUUUCCUUUAAUGGAGAUGAAUGGAAAAAGUCAGACCCCUUCUUUUUCCAGCAUACUUAAUCAAACAAGCCCCCAUCUGCCCCAAACUUGUUCUCCACUGUGUAAUGGUCUCAGCAACUCUUUGCUUCCUAUGUUUCAAUCUCCACCCCUCUGUAAACAUGAAACCAUGCCACCUAUUGUGCAAAAUGGCGGGUUGAUGGCCCUUUGUCCCCCACCACCAAGCUCUAAAUGUGGUCGUGUACAGAGGAGACAGAAGUCUCCUGAAAAUGAAAUGUUUGGGGCCAAUAUAUUUGGAUCGCCAGCUCAGGGAGAGGGUCCACAUACAGCUCAAUCCAGCUCUUCUAUUCCAGCAGAUCUGUUCAACCCUACAACCACUCUUGCGUCAAUGUCAUUGGGACCACCAUCUGUUCCUCAAGCUCUUACAACAGGUCCGUGGGGCCAACCAGUCCUGUCACUGUUUCCUCAGCAGGGCUCUGGCCCCCAAGUACCAGUCCAAGGUGCACCUUUAAAUUCUCUUCCCCAGCCUUGUGUGUUUGGGGGAACACCAGUACCUCAGUGGGGACAGCAGAUGCCCUCUUUUGCCACUCCAGCUGCCACUCAAGCUUGGGGAAAACAAGCAACCACAGCAGCCAUGAGUGCCUGGCCCCAAUCUGGCACUGUGUCCAACCCCUUUCAGCCCAAUGCAAUUCCUCCCAUGAUGACUCUUCCUGGAGGAAUUACAGUGCAGGCAUCUUCAGGGGUCCCUCCACUGCCUCGCCGGCCACCUCCUGCAAAAGAAGAGGUACCUGCUGUUAAAAAUGCUUUCACAGCUUUGGACCCCCUUGGUGGGAAGGAACAGAAAACUGGGAAGGAUAUGUUCAAAAACUUCCAGAUUGCAAAACCUGGAAGUGUCUCCCUGUCAGGCCCAAACACCAAUGGCACAUUUGAGCAGUACUUUUCCAACAAAGUUGGUUUAGCCCAGGAAGCAGCUGACCAUGAUGACUUCGACAUUAGCCAGCUCUCUGCAACAUCGAUUGAGCCUCCUAAACCUGCUCUUCAGCAUGCCUCUACAACUACUGCCCCAGCUCAGGCUCAAAGCUUGACCCCAUCCUUGGCAGGAGUGUUCCUGGAUGCUGCUUUCACUCCUAAUUCAGCUCCAACCCCAUCAGGCCCAGAUCCUUUACCAGCUGCCAAUCUUUUUGAUGACACUUUUGGAAGCAGCUUUUUAGCACCACCUACAAAUACAGGUGGUCCAGCUACACAGACCACUGCAAAAGCUGAUACUUUUGUAGACCCCUUUGGAGGAAAUCCUUUUGCCUAACCUUUCUCAAAUCCUGCACUGUUCAGAAAGUGGGAAACCAUCUGCAGCAGUGUCUGCUCCACUGUCCACACUUUUUAUUUUUUAUUUUUUUCCCCUUUUCUCUCUUGUAUCUGAUCUCAGGUUGGUUUCUCUCAUUAAAUUGACUGGAUCCAUUUCCCAGCAUUACAAUCGCUUGAAGAAAAUACAAAUUGUGGGAAAUGAAAAUGACUGAGGUGAUGAGAAGGAGUUGGGUAAAUUGGCAUAGAUCUUAUGUUGAGAAAUUUCAAAUACUUACUGGAUGCAAGAUGCUGUUUUGUCUGAAAUUAAAGUAAGCAUGAAAUGA
Ictalurus punctatus (channel catfish) is the source of this 3807-nucleotide messenger RNA. RefSeq names its product DAB adaptor protein 2 (gene dab2). The transcript has 15 exons. NCBI's taxonomy places the organism in Eukaryota, Metazoa, Chordata, Actinopteri, Siluriformes, Ictaluridae. Bases 1044 to 3485 code for a protein of 813 amino acids. Gene Ontology annotation, cellular component: plasma membrane. The record is from RefSeq and is a predicted model, not a curated record. Gene Ontology annotation, biological process: negative regulation of canonical Wnt signaling pathway; receptor-mediated endocytosis; positive regulation of endocytosis.